UCGACCACUGCUGUCAUUGGGAGAAGCCCUGUUUUACCGCCCCCUCCCUCGCUGGGCCCCCGUGUUGAGCCGCCUCGCAGAGUUCAGUCGGGCUGGGAGAGGAAUGCGCGGGGAUGCGGAGCAGCACCAACUGUAGGAAAUCGACGCAACAACUCGCACGCUAUGGACAGUAAUGAUCCAUAUUUACACCUCAACUCUACAGGGCCGAUGAGUGCAGCCCACACACAUCCUCCUUCUAUGGGUAGCAUGGUGGGCCACCCGUCAGUCAUCAGCACCUCGAGGCCCUUGCCAUCUCCCAUGUCCACCUUGGGCUCACCAAUGAAUGGACUUGCAUCUCCUUAUUCUGUCAUCACAUCGUCUCUGGGAUCGCCCUCUGUAUCGCUGCCGUCUACUCCCAACAUGAACUUUGGACCACUCAGCAGUCCACAGAUGAACUCUAUGAACAGUGUUAGCAGCUCGGAGGACAUCAAGCCUCCACCAGGCCUACAGAAUCUAGGAAACAUCAACUACCAGUGUACAAGCCCAGGGGGAAUGUCAAAGCACAUCUGUGCCAUUUGUGGGGAUCGCUCCUCAGGAAAGCACUAUGGUGUGUACAGCUGCGAAGGCUGCAAGGGCUUCUUCAAGAGGACGGUCCGUAAAGAUCUCACCUACACUUGUCGAGACAGCAAGGAGUGCCUGAUUGACAAGCGCCAGCGAAACCGCUGCCAGUACUGUCGCUACCAGAAGUGCCUGGCCAUGGGCAUGAAAAGAGAAGCUGUGCAGGAAGAAAGGCAGCGUGGGAAGGAGCGUGGGGAGAAUGAGGUGGAAUCCACCAGCGGUUUCAAUGAAGACAUGCCUGUAGACAAAAUCCUGGACGCUGAGUUAGCUGUGGAACCUAAAACAGAGACGUACAGCGAAGGCAGCCCCGGGAACUCUACCAAUGACCCUGUCACCAAUAUCUGCCAAGCAGCAGACAAGCAGCUCUUCACCUUGGUUGAAUGGGCCAAAAGAAUCCCGCAUUUCUCCGAACUCCCUCUGGAUGACCAGGUCAUCCUACUACGAGCAGGCUGGAAUGAGCUGCUCAUCGCCUCUUUCUCACACCGCUCAGUCACAGUUAAAGAUGGCAUCCUGUUAGCAACAGGUCUGCAUGUCCAUAGAAGCAGCGCCCACAGUGCUGGAGUGGGAUCCAUCUUUGACAGAGUCCUGACAGAGCUGGUUUCUAAAAUGAAAGACAUGCAGAUGGACAAGACAGAGCUUGGAUGUCUGCGAGCUAUUGUCCUCUUCAACCCAGAUGCAAAGGGUUUGUCAAACCCAUCAGAAGUAGAGGGUCUAAGGGAAAAGGUCUAUGCUUCGCUUGAGGCAUAUACAAAGCAAAAGUACCCAGACCAGCCCGGCAGGUUUGCCAAACUGCUGCUCCGCCUGCCUGCUCUACGCUCCAUCGGCCUCAAGUGUCUAGAGCAUCUCUUCUUCUUCAAGCUCAUCGGGGACACGCCUAUUGACACCUUCCUAAUGGAGAUGCUGGAGGCUCCGCAUCAGAUCACAUGACACCUGUCUUCCCCUACCCCCUGUAUAUACUCCCAUGUUAUGAGCGAUAUGAAAAUGGAAUUAAAAAACGAAAAGAGACUCAAUUGAAACUGUAAAACAGCAUAUUUUGUACCAAGCAAAAAAUAUAUAUUAUUAAAAAAAGUGUUUUGUGGUUGUGGGGAAAGUACACUGUCAAAACAAAUUCUUAUAGAGUUGUUAACAGAUUAUGUAAAUAGUUGAUUUCAGGUUUUCAUUUUAAAAGCAGCCCAAUGCAAUUUGAAAAGGAAUCAUAUUUUAUUCAAAGAGGAAUUGUAUAGAGACAGAUACCAUCUUUGCAUUUCUUAAAAAACACAUUUACAGAUUCUUACAGAAUAAAAUAAUUUAAAAUG
This is a messenger RNA of Melanotaenia boesemani (Boeseman's rainbowfish), 1892 nucleotides long. RefSeq names its product retinoid X receptor, gamma b (gene rxrgb). The transcript has 10 exons. Gene Ontology annotation, cellular component: RNA polymerase II transcription regulator complex; nucleus. NCBI's taxonomy places the organism in Eukaryota, Metazoa, Chordata, Actinopteri, Atheriniformes, Melanotaeniidae. Bases 163 to 1524 code for a protein of 453 amino acids. Gene Ontology annotation, molecular function: nuclear receptor activity; nuclear steroid receptor activity; retinoic acid-responsive element binding. Gene Ontology annotation, biological process: cell differentiation; retinoic acid receptor signaling pathway; response to retinoic acid. The record is from RefSeq and is a predicted model, not a curated record.